AAACCCUGUCUCUUAAAAAAAGAAAGAGAGGAGGGAGAGAGGGAAUUCAUGGCCCAGUACAAAGGAAUUUACAGAGAACACCAGAGCAGGGAGAGAUGAUUGUAAAGGGGCUGGCGCUCUCUUCUGGCUCUCUCCUGAAGGAAUUCCAUGCAUUAGGGAGAAGAUAACAAAUGGUUAGAGCCAGAGCCCAGGAAGCCUCAUUCCCACUGGUGGCCUGUCUGGCUGUGUGCUAUCCUCUUGCUGAUAAGGAUACCAGGGAGGCAGUUUUGUUGUUUGUGAGUGACAAGUUGGUAUUCUUCUUUUUAUGACUCAGUAGAAGACUGUAAUGUUGGUAUUUUUGUCUCUGCUCCCUAAGUGUUGAGACGAGGUGUGUGCUACCCAUGCCCAAUUUUUCAUUGUUGUUUUGUUUUAAACCUUAUUUUUACAUGUACGGGUGUUUUGCCUGCAUGUGUGUUUGUGUACCAUAUACAUGCCUGGUGUUCACAGAGGUCAUAAGAGGGGUUCAGAUCUGGAACUGGAAUUACAGACAGUUGUGAACCCUCCAUGUGGGUGCUGGGAACCAAACCUGGGUCCUCCACAAGAGCAACCAACCCUCUUAACUGCUGAGCCACCUCUCCAGCUCCUGAAUGUUGGAACUACGUGUGUACAUUAUCAUGGUCAGAUAACAUGAGUGACUGGGUACCUAUUGCCAAGGAAUAUGACCCGCUUAAAGCUGGCAGCAUCGACGGCACAGAUGAAGACCCACAUGACCGGGCUGUGUGGAGGGCCAUGCUGGCCCGCUAUGUACCCAACAAAGGUGUUACUGGAGACCCCCUUCUUACCCUGUUUGUGGCACGACUAAACUUGCAGACCAAAGAGGAAAAGUUAAAGGAAGUCUUCUCCCGCUAUGGUGACAUUCGGCGGCUGCGGCUGGUUCGGGAUCUAGUGACUGGCUUUUCCAAGGGCUAUGCCUUCAUCGAGUACAAGGAGGAGCGGGCCCUACUGAAGGCCUACCGUGAUGCUGAUGGCUUGGUCAUCGACCAGCACGAGAUAUUCGUGGACUAUGAGCUAGAACGCACUCUCCGUGGCUGGAUCCCUCGGCGGCUGGGUGGAGGACUGGGUGGGAAAAAGGAAUCUGGGCAGCUGAGGUUCGGGGGCCGGGAUCGGCCUUUCCGAAAGCCCAUCAACUUGCCUGCUGUCAAGAAUGAGCAGCAUAGAGAAGGGAAAAGAGAAAGGAGGGAGCGAUCUCGAUCCCGGGACAGACACUGGGACCCCAGGCCCAGGGAGCGGGACCAUGACAGGGGCCGAGAGAAACGCUGGCAAGAGAGGGAAAUGGCCAGGGUGUGGCCUGAGAAUGAUUGGGAAAGAGAGAGGGAGUUCAGGGAGGACAGGGCUAAAGGCAGGGACAAGAGGGAUAGAAGUAAGUAAAGCCAAUGGCAGGCCAUGGAGGCCUACCCAGAGGCCCUGGGCCGCCAUCAGACUGGGGCAGCUCCCUUUCCAGCCCAGAACCCAGGCUCACGCAGACCUAAGAGAGGCUGUGCUUCUGCAGCUUGAACUGGAGAGCGUGAGUGUGCUAGGCAGGUGCCGCACUGUGGGGCACAGAUGGGAGGGGAAACCGCAUGAGAAAUCGCCCGUCUGGUGCUUGCAAAUGCUUGUCAGCCCAGCUUCCGGGAAACAGAGGCCAGAGUAAAAGUGGUAACAAAGAA
Molecule: messenger RNA, 1685 nt
Organism: Myodes glareolus (Bank vole)
Lineage: Eukaryota; Metazoa; Chordata; Mammalia; Rodentia; Cricetidae
Source: RefSeq, a predicted model, not a curated record